AUGAUGGCCAAUAAUUUAUUAAAUAAAUUAAUUUUCUAUAUAUUAUUUUUAUUAAUUAAUUUAAUUUAUUUAACUUCUUCUACUUUAAUUGCACCAAAUUUUAGAAUUGAUUGUGCUCCAAUACCGGGUGAAAAUAAAUUCAACUGUUUAGAACGUGGAUGUAUUUGGGAUGAUAAUUAUGAUAAAUAUCAUUCUUCUGUUCCUCUCUGCUAUUAUCCACCAAAAACUGGAUAUCGAAUUCAAAAACGUUUAACCAAAAAUAAAUUAUUAUUAGAGAGAACUAAAGGAGCCAGAAAUCCUUACGGGGAAGAUUUUAAAUUAUUGGAAUUUGAAGUUGAAGAGAUUUCUUCUGCUCUUUAUGUUAAAAUUGGACAUGAUAAACGUUUUAUUCCUCCAAUCGAAUUAAACUUAAAUUCAAAAAUUGAAACAUCAAAAGAAGAUAAAUUAAAUAUUGAAAUAUUCCCUCAAUUUAAACAAAAAUUGAAUGGUCUGAGUGAUUCUGAUGAAUUUUUUUCUUUUAAUAUUGUUAGGAAUAAAACAAAAAUAUGGGAUACUUCUAUCGGGGGCCUUCUUUUUGCUGAUCAGUAUAUUCAAAUAGCUACUUAUUUACCUAGUGAUAGAAUAUAUGGAUUUGGAGAAAGUCCACAUCAGUCAUUAAAACAUGAUUUUUCAAAAUAUACAACUUGGGGAAUGCUUGGUAGAGAUCAACCACCAGAUUAUUACAACCCCAAUUCGGCCAAUUUAUAUGGUGUUCAUCCAUUUUAUAUUGGAUUAGAAUCAAAUGGAAAGGCACACGGAGUUUUAAUUUUAAAUUCAAAUGCACAGGAGAUAACUACGGGACCUGGGCCACACUUAAUUUAUAGAACAAUUGGCGGGAGACUCGACAUUUUAUUUUUGCCAGGACCUACCCCAGAACAGGUUAUCCAACAAUUUCAACAAAUAAUUGGCCGCCCUUGUAUGCCUGCUUAUUGGGCAUUAGGCUAUCAAUUUAGUAGAUUUGGAUAUAAAGGUUUGGAUGAUUUAAAACAAACAAUAAACAGAAUGAUUAAUGCUAAAAUACCUAUUGAUGUUGUUUUUGCUGAUAUUGACUAUAUGGAACGUUAUAAGGAUUUUAGUGUUGAUUCUGAGAAAUGGGUAGCAAUGAAAGAAUAUAUUAAUUAUUUACAUGAUAAAGGGCUCCGAUUUGUUCCAAUUGUUGAUCCAGCAAUACAGGUUAAUUAUGAUGUUUUUGAAAGAGGAAUUAAAAGUGGAGCUAAAUUUGUUGAAUGGGAACGUUUUGAUCAAGUUCAAAAUUCUAUACAGAAAUUAUAUCCUUUAACUAAAUCAACAAAAAUAAUGCUGGGAAUUGUUUGGCCUGAUAAACAUGUUGCUUUUCCUGAUUUUUUCGAUUUUGACAGAGAAGGCAAAACACAAAAAUGGUAA
This is a messenger RNA of Meloidogyne enterolobii, 1422 nucleotides long. NCBI's taxonomy places the organism in Eukaryota, Metazoa, Nematoda, Chromadorea, Rhabditida, Meloidogynidae. The record is from the annotation of a GenBank genome assembly.